Caenorhabditis bovis is the source of this 654-nucleotide messenger RNA. The record is from the annotation of a GenBank genome assembly. Lineage: Eukaryota; Metazoa; Nematoda; Chromadorea; Rhabditida; Rhabditidae.
AUGGCGGAUACACCAAGAAGCCAAAAAGUGCUUUCGCACCAUAAUUCUGUUAAAAGCUUGCAUUCGCUUAGAAGCCAGAAGAGUUUACGAUCAAUGCGAAGCCAAAAAAGUACCCAAAGUAUUCGAAUAUUUAAUCAUCAGCAUGAUUCCUAUCAAACCUGUUUCGGAUGUAUGCACGUGAAGAUUGCCACGUGCGCAAUUGGAUUUUUCGCGCUCCUCGGCGUUUGCUUAACAUUAAUGUAUUGCGUAUUCACAUCGCAGGAACAGCGUCGGCCCAACAUGAAAUUGUAUGCGAUUCCCAUGAUCGUGGUUAUCAUCGCAUUAUUAUACAUGUUCGUUGGAAUAUUACAGCAAAAGGCGCACUUGCUAUUUGCAUUCAUCGCGUUACAGAUUUGCUUGGUUUUCAGCAUUGCCAUUUUAGUCGUAAUUAUCUUGAUAUCCGUGGCAUGUAAUACUACUUACAUUCUUCGCUACUUUGUUGACGUCAAUGCUUCUCAAUCAGACUACACGAAAUCGUCGCUGAUUGCCCUUUGCGGUUUGAUGUGCCAACUUGGCAUCCAAACAUGGGCGUUGCGAAGUGUUUGCGGCUGUUUUCGAUAUUUCACAGAUCUCAAGAAGUUCGAAGUACGGCAAGCUCAAACCAAUUACGUCUAA